This is a messenger RNA of Onthophagus taurus, 6329 nucleotides long. RefSeq names its product transcriptional regulator additional sex combs (gene Asx). Gene Ontology annotation, molecular function: DNA binding; chromatin binding. Gene Ontology annotation, cellular component: PR-DUB complex. NCBI's taxonomy places the organism in Eukaryota, Metazoa, Arthropoda, Insecta, Coleoptera, Scarabaeidae. The record is from RefSeq and is a predicted model, not a curated record. Gene Ontology annotation, biological process: positive regulation of transcription by RNA polymerase II; animal organ morphogenesis.
GAGUUGGGUUUCGUCGCGUUUAGGUGAAUUGGUCGGAAAAUUAGGUAAAAUGUUCAUUGGGUCGAAAAACACAUCUGUCCAUGUUUUCAUUGAGCCUAAGUAACAGAUCUGAAAGAAAAACACUCUGUUUAAUGUAAAGAUCGGGUUAUGAAAUCAAUUUUAAAAUCAUCAUUAAUAACAUUGUUGUGUUUAAAAGCCACCGGAAGUCAAUUUCGCCCGUAAACAGUUAAUUAAUUUCUUAAAAAAUUUGUUUAAUGUUCUCAUCGCCGAUUCCAUCUCCAUGCGUCCGCUCGACCACCUAAAUAAGUUCUUUGUUAUAAAAAAUGGGGUGAAUGUGACGUAGUUGUGCGGUUCUUUCGUUCGGUGGUGAAUUUCCUCGCGGGUGAAAAGCGAAAAAGAAAAACCGGGGAUAACCUACAAAAAAAAAAUUCAAAAAAAAGAUGGAAAUAGACGUAACCCCGGACGUGGUUGAAAAACAAUGUAACGGGGGUGUUUCCGAACGAGAACCGGGUCCCCCAUCAAAAAACAACGCAAAUAAUAGUGCAAAAAAAAUUAUAAAUCACGCACUAAGACAACAGGCGAAACGUAGGAAAAAGAAUACGACGAUUGCGCAUCCCAGAAUUAUUGUUAAACCAUUGCCGCCUCAAGAAGAGACAGCUUUUUCGGUUGUAGUGCCUAAAACGCCAACAAUGAAAGAGGUAUUGGCUUCAAUACCCGGAUUUAGUAUAAAACCGCGAAAAAGGACAAAUAAAAAAUUAUCUACGGCCGCGCAAUUAGAACAAACUAAAGAAGGUUGCAUAGAUUUAGAAACACCUGAUUCAAUAUUAGUUAACACAAACUUACGCGCGCUUUUAAAUAAAUACACAUUCGCCUCAUUACCUUCUUUAUACCAACAAAAAUUAAUUCAAUUAUUACCUGUUGUCGAUAGACAAUCCUCAAUGUCUUCAACAGAAUCCGUUCGACUUAACGCCAGUUCUCUAAAUAACGAAUUUUUUGCUAGAGCUUGCGUUGAAUGGCAAGAACGACUUUCUGAAGGAGAAUUUACCCCGGAGAAUCAACAAAAAUUAAAAACCGAAGCGGAUAAAGAACGAUCGAAAUUAGAUCCGUGGAAAUUAAAACAUUUCGAACCAAUUUGGGGCGAUCGCACCCAAACGGAACCCAUAGAAAAACCCAAAAUUCCACCCGCCCGACCGCCAAUUAAAAUAAAAUUAAGAAACUCAACGUUAAUUAAACAAAAACCACCCCCUGUUGUAAAACGGUUAAGAACCGUAGGCGCUAUGACGAGAUCUUUAACUAAUUACAAAGACGAAUUAUUACAACAACAAGAAACGACGAAAACCAACUUUCCAAUUCCCGAUUUAUUACCGAUUAAAACUCAUAAACCACCGCAAAAACCCGAACUUGUUAUUACACCCAUCACUAAAGAACCUGAAACUAGUCCGGAAAUCGGAGAGGAUCCUUUAGAAAUACAUAACGAAAACGUCGAAUCUGUCUUAGACACGCAAGACGCAACAAUUCCCGGCGUUACAAUAAUUAAUAUCAGCGAGACUUUAAUUAAUAAAGACGAAGAGACAAUCAUUAGUUGUAAAGAAACGAGCCAAACUAAUGUCAUAAAAGCUGAGAAACGGCGUAGAAGUCAUAGUUUUGAUCCGGAUGAGAAAUCACCGAAAAGGCGGUCGUUAACACCACUUGAUGAGCAUGAAGAGAAAGGCGUUAUUCAGUUAGAUGAAAUGAUGAUUGACUCGAAAGAUUUGGCAGAACCCGAUUUAUCGAUUCAAAAAUUAGAUAAAGAUGAAACGAUGGAUGAAAAUGAAAUUAUUGAAACUGAUCGUUCUGAAACGAAUGAUUCAGAAACUAUUGAUAGAGUGUCAUCAGUGACUAAUCAAUCAGAAAUGAGUGAUAUAACAUCCGAAGCUGAUAAGUUAUCAGAAAUUGUUGAAGAUCAAUUAAAUGAGAUAAACGAAAAAGUUUUAGACACCGAAAAGCUUAUGGAACAAUCAAUUUCGUCUGAUUAUAAAUUAGAAGUUGAGGUUGAAAAAUCCGAUAAUUUAGGUUAUCAAAAACAAGCCAUUUCUUCACCAAAUAACUAUCAACCUAAUUCUCUUUAUAAUAACACCUCUAAUUACCAAGAUUUAGGAAUCGAUUUUCAAUUGUCCAACAUUAAUAUUCAAAAAUCUUCGCAGGAAACUUAUCAAAGUACAAAUUCAAAUUACCAAAACACAGCUAUCGUUGAUUUUCAAACGACCAUUUCAAAUUACCACGCUUCAAACACUAACUAUCAAUUAACAAGUAACGAAUGUUUUCAAUCGGAACAAAAUAAUUUCCAUAAAACUAAUUUCAACCAAAAAGACGACGAAUUAGAAACUAAAGUUUCGGAAUUUGUUCAAAAAUCCGAUCCGAGAAGUGCAUCACCUAAAUUAGAUUUAGACGAAACAAGUACUCAAUCGUCUAAUUCUGAAAUGACCACGUUAAUUAUUGAAACAACCACAAGUUCGGUUAUUACUGAACAAGAAUCACCUAUUUCAAAUCAAAUACCAACGCAAAUUCAAAAUCAUCAAACUCAAGUUUCAUCUCAAAUUCAAAAUCAAGUUUCAUCACAAAUUCAAAAUCAAGUUUCAUCUCAAAUUCAAAAUCAAGCUACAUCUCAAAUUCAAAAUCAAGCUACAUCUCAAAUUCAAGGUCAAGUUUCGUCCCAAAUUUCGUCUCAAAUUCAAUCUGAAAUUUCCUCUCAAAUUCAAACUGAAAUUACGAUACAAGCUAAUCAAAAAUUGGAAGAUCAACAACCCCAAGAAAUCCUCAUAAAUCAACAAGAACAACAAUCCCAAGAAAUUCAAAUUAUGAAUAACCAAUUACUCCCAAAUUCGUUGAUUCUUCAACAAGAAUCGAUUAUUUUACAAAAAGAAUGUCAAACGUAUUCAUCAUCAUCGCCGGAUUCGGAAGUUCCAGCAACUGCAAGUGGGAAUUGCUUGCAGGUAACCGCUGAAAAAUUAGAGGCAAGCGUUGAAGCUUCCGAUUUAGUUCUAUCGCAGUUUGAAUCAAAUUUCGAAACCGUUCGGAGUAUGUCCGACGAAGACACUGCGAUUGAAGAUCGUUUUAUUGACGCGGAAAAUUACGUUUUGGAAUCGGGACAAAUUUCUAUAAGUACUGGAUCACAAGAUGGUACUGAAAAGGAAAACGAAGGGAUUCAAACAAGUUUGUUUACAGUUGCAAGAGAAGACGAUUGUUGUUGGGACGUGGUUGAUUCGAGUACCGAAAAGUUACUGGAAGUUCCCAUUCACGCGUUAGGUUCGAUUCCGGUCGGUUUAGUUGGCACUGAAAAUCCAACUGAGCACGUCGAGGUGAUUCCGAUGAAAGAAGAACUUGAAGUGCGUCUACAAGAGGGUAAUUUCCCGGUUCCAAACGAUUGGCAAUACUUGAAAUUAGACACGGAAAUGGUUACAAACACCUUGGAAAGUAACGAAAAUGAAACCAACUCGUCGGAAACGAAUCAAAGUUACCAACCUUAUUCCGGAAAUCAAGUUAAAUUGGAAUUAGAGGUGACGUUAACCCCGGAAAUUGUUAGUUCGGAUAGUUUGGUGACGAGCACUGUCAGUGGUACGACUUCUUCUGGGGGAAGUAACUCGACAGUAACCCCGGCUAUAAGUAAAACGGUAACCACAGUUAUCCCACCAACUACAAUAGUUUGUUUACCUUCAGCUGUUACUACGUCUCCUGUUGUGAAUCCUCCACCAAAUUCCGUUACUCAAAAUGCAUCGUUACCGCGUCAAGGAAUGGCACAAAGUUCCAGCGCGGUUCCUUAUUUAGCUUUGAGCACCACCAGCCAACCAAUAAGAGCAGUACCGACACAUUCAACAAAAACCGCCAAAUCCAAGACGACCAACAAUAACCGCAACAGAAGUAACACAAAACCACCACCUGGAGCUGUUAAUUUAGAACGUAGCUAUCAAAUCUGUCAAGCUGUUAUUCAAAAUAGUCCCAAUCGUGAUCAGUUAAGGUGUCAGUUAAAACCACCUCCAUCAUUAUUAGCGGCCGCGGCGGCAAAUAACGCUUCAAAGAAAAGUAAUAAUAAUGAAAAUAAUAGGACGCAAUAUGGAAAUGUGUCCUCAACGAAAGCUGGAAGUAAAACGUUCACCCCACCUUUGCCAGCUACUAACGGUGGUUAUCAAAUGAUACAAGGCGGGAAUGGUGUGAAAAUGAAAAGGGGCGGAGGAGGCGGGGUGCAGUUUCAACAGAGACAACCAAGUCCACCGGUGGUUGUUAGACAUGUUUUUACCUCUGGACAAGGAAUUCCUGUUACUAUGGCUGUUUUACCGCCUACACAGGCAUUGAGCCCCGAAGUAGUUGAAGGUUCAAAUCAAAUGAAUCACCACGUGGGUCAAUACAUUCUCGUCCAAAGAGCGGCUACGGCAACUGGUGGAGGAGAUCCUCACGGAGGUGUGCCCCGUUCCUCCAGCGCGCCACCUCUCCAGCACCAAGUGGGAACGAUAAACGCAGGCCGACCUUCUCAAUUGGUUUCUGUGGGGGCUGCGGCUUCAUCCCGUAUCGGUAGACCGGCUAGUGCCGAUAUGGAAACCCAUAAAAUCCUUAAUAAUUCUAACCUCAAUAAUACUAUAAACUCCAACAACAACAUCGUUCCGGGUCCAUCAAGUGACAAUUUCGUCCAGUGUCCAAAUGCGGGCACGCAAGCUGUAACGAGAAGGCCCCGUUUUCAGCCGCAAAGCGGUGGGGUUUAUGGUGUUGAUGGCGUCGAUAAUUCAAUUCCGAAUUACACGAUCAUCGGCGCGGCUGAAGGUGGGGUUUUGGUAGAUCAUCCGGGAGCGCAAAUGCAACCACAAAUGUCGCAACAGUCCCAACAGAUCGUGGUGCAACAGAAACGACAGAUGGGGACGAUGGGGAUGGUGAAUGCGGCGCCGUUAAUGUCGGGCGGCGUGGGUGAUUCGUCUUGCGGGUGUAGCCUGAAGGCGAUGGUGGUGUGCAAAAAGUGCGGCGCGUUCUGUCACGACGAUUGUAUCGGACCGAAUAAACUGUGUCGUGUUUGUUUUAUACGGUAGGUUUAUUUUGUCUUUUUUGUGACUUUAUUUUGAAUUUUUUUACGUUUUUUUUUAUUUACUUUGAGACGAUUUCCUGUGAUUAUUUCUUUAUAAUUAAUUUUUUGAGCUUAUUGAAUUAUUGGUACUGAUUUUUUUUUUAAUGUUAUGUAUAGUCUAUUAAUUCGAGCUUCAAAUUUAUAGAUUGUGUGACAAUCUUGUAGGUUCUUUUUUCUUUCUGUUUUUUUUUUAUUAAUUUUUUUUUUCUUUAAAGGUAAGGUGAGUUUAUAAAUGUUUAUUCACUUCUGGAAAUUUUUAUUUAAAACCUUUGAUAUCCAUCAUAAACUUAAUAAGACCUCACAUAAUCUUAAUGAAACCACAACAUUUAAUAAAUAUAAUAUCUCACCUAUUCAAUAGGAGCUGUUACACCAAAUAUUGAUUUCUCAAAUUCGAGGCUGAAUUUAGAAAAGGGGAGUAAAGUAAAUCUACCAGAAAUCUUUAGUGUUUGCGUGUAACAACUCUCCAUAUCAAUUCGCAAAUGUAAAUCAUCUUAACAAGUAGAUAAACGCGUUGUCGUUUGUGCCUGAGAUUGAUCUAAAAUGUAUUUACAUAUCUCGGUUGAUUAAUCUCAGGCAAGAGACCAAAGACACCAGAUGUUUACCUUAUACAGCGAUUUAUAACUGCACAGCGAGAUGGGAUGGAUAAAUAGUAAAUAUCUGUAGAGGUGGCAUUAAAAUUAAUCUUUAUUGUACACAAGUAUUCCGUCCCCGCAGUAUUCGCCCAGCGGCUAAUACCUUCGAAGGAUCUUCAACAAUUGCCGUCCUUACUCUCAAUCAUCUUUGCCCUGGCCUAAAACCCUCUCUUUUCCUCCUUUAUCUCCUCGGCUAUCUUCCUACUCCCUCCUCUUUCUCCUCACUAAAUACUAGGAUACUUAGGGCUUCAAUUACUAGUCGGCGAUAAAUUGGCCACACUCCUCCAGCUUGGGAACCAGUGAUAUUCAUUGUUGCACUUUGUAUAAAAACUGAUCCAAAAAGCUUGUGUUGCUUUGUAUCCAUUUUUGAGUCUUAUUCCUAAUGAGACUUCAUAAAAGAAAGGCUAAAGGGUAAUGAAAUGCAGCAAUGAAACUCUUCUCUAGAAAACUAUGGUAAAAAUGUUAUUUUUGAUGUUUUAUUUCUAAUAAAACCUAACCAACGCAACUCAAAAUUACAACUUUAACAUUCUAUUUAAAGUAUAUAAAUUAUAAACUCAUCUUACAUUAUAUUCAUUAAUUUAUUAUUGGUAAAAUAUAAGCUAAAUAUUAUU